CAGGCUGGUGUCCAGAUGGGCAAUUCCUGUUGGGAACUGUAUUGCCUAGAGCAUGGGAUUGAGCCAGAUGGCAUCAUCGUCUCUGCAUCCUCAGGGCAAGCAGGGUCUUCCUUUGGGACUUUCUUCAGUGAGACAGGAUCAGGGAAGCAUGUGCCCAGAGCAAUAUUUGUUGACCUGGAGCCCACUGUCAUUGAUGAGAUCAGGACCGGGACCUACCGCACACUCUUCCACCCAGAGCAGCUCAUCAGUGGCAAAGAAGAUGCUGCCAACAACUAUGCUCGGGGCCACUACACCAUUGGGAAGGAGACCAUCGACUUGGUGGUUGACAGGACUCGUAAAAUGACUGAGCAGUGCAGUGGCCUCCAAGGGUUCCUGGUGUUCCACAGCUUCGGGGGAGGCACAGGCUCCGGCUUCACCUCCCUCCUCAUGGAACGGCUCUCCGUGGAGUACAGCAAGAAGUCCAAGCUGGAGUUCUCUGUGUACCCAGCCCCGCAGGUCUCCACAGCAGUGGUGGAGCCCUACAACUCCAUCCUCACCACCCACACCACCCUGGAGCACUCGGACUGCUCCUUCAUGGUGGACAACGAAGCCAUCUAUGACAUCUGCAACCGCAACCUGGACAUCGAGCGCCCGACCUACACCAACCUCAACAGGCUGAUUGGGCAGAUCGUCUCGUCAGUCACCGCCUCUCUGAGAUUUAAUGGUGCUCUGAAUGUUGACCUGACUGAGUUCCAGACCAACUUGGUGCCCUACCCACGGAUACACUUCCCACUCACCACCUACGCACCCAUCAUCUCGGCAGAGAAAGCUUACCACGAGCAGCUGUCAGUGCCGGAGAUCACCAAUGCUUGCUUUGAGUUCUCCAACCAGAUGGUGAAAUGUGACCCGCGCCGCGGCAAGUACAUGGCCUGCUGCCUGCUGUACCGGGGCGACGUGGUGCCCAAGGAUGUGAACGCGGCCAUUGCAGCCAUUAAAACACGCCGGUCGAUCCAGUUUGUGGACUGGUGCCCCACAGGCUUCAAGGUGGGUAUCAACUACCAGCCUCCCACGGUGGUGCCUGGGGGAGACCUGGCCAAGGUGCAGCGGGCCGUCUGCAUGCUGAGCAACACCACAGCCAUUGCGGAGGCGUGGGCCCGCCUGGACCACAAGUUUGACCUGAUGUACGCCAAGCGAGCCUUUGUGCACUGGUACGUGGGGGAGGGCAUGGAGGAGGGGGAGUUUUCGGAGGCCAGGGAGGACCUGGCUGCCCUGGAGAAGGAUUAUGAGGAGGUUGGAGGAGACUCAGUAGAUGUAGAAGAGUAUGAUGAUGAAUAA
This is a messenger RNA of Harpia harpyja (harpy eagle), 1314 nucleotides long. Its product is annotated as tubulin alpha-3 chain-like. The transcript is spliced from 3 exons. Gene Ontology annotation, biological process: microtubule cytoskeleton organization; mitotic cell cycle. Gene Ontology annotation, molecular function: structural constituent of cytoskeleton; GTP binding. Lineage: Eukaryota; Metazoa; Chordata; Aves; Accipitriformes; Accipitridae. The record is from RefSeq and is a predicted model, not a curated record. Bases 16 to 1314 code for a protein of 432 amino acids. Gene Ontology annotation, cellular component: microtubule; cytoplasm.